Aethalodelphis obliquidens (Pacific white-sided dolphin) is the source of this 1302-nucleotide messenger RNA. It is a transcript of the gene DNAJC4, whose product is annotated as DnaJ heat shock protein family (Hsp40) member C4. Lineage: Eukaryota; Metazoa; Chordata; Mammalia; Artiodactyla; Delphinidae. The transcript has 7 exons. The record is from RefSeq and is a predicted model, not a curated record. The coding region runs from base 492 to 1202 and encodes 236 amino acids.
CUUGGUGUGGCUCUUCCUGCACCCGCCCCCCGAGCUCCCAGGGUGGGAAGCGGGUCUCGGCGUCCGGGGCUGGUUGUACAGACGCCCGGGUCAGAGGCGGGGACAGGGCCAGGACAUUGGGGUCUGGUCUUCAGCAGGGAGGUUCCACCCGCCCCUGAGUCCCCGGGCCUGCUUCGGUUUUCCUUUGCAUCUCAACGGGGCCAGGCCCCUUCCCUCUGCCCCCCACCCCCACCCCUCAUCCCCGCUGCAGUGGUUGAAGUCUGCUCCCAUCCCACUGUUCUUUGUGACCUUUCACCAGCUGCCCGGCUGCCUUCAUGCUGCCCCUGCGCCUGCGCCGGCUGUGGCCCCACAACCCUCCCACUCGGUUCUUCGCAGCGGCCGCCCGGCAGCGGUGGUUGUCAAGCGUCGCUGUGCAUAACCCAGGCGGGGUGUGGGGAGCUUACAAAACUGCAGAUUCCUGGGCGCUGCUCUGGAGAUCCUGAUUUGCAGGAAUGAGGUUUGGGCCUCUCUCCACAGGUCUGGCCCCAGUAACUACUAUGAACUGUUGGGGGUGCAUCCUGGUGCCAGCGCUGAAGAAGUUAAACGAGCUUUCUUCUCCAAGUCCAAAGAGGAUAGGUCAUGGGAAGGGAGAUGAGGGGAGUCCUGCCCCACCCCAGCUGCACCCUGACCGGGACCCCAGGAACCCAGCCCUGCACAGCCGCUUUGUGGAGCUGAGUGAAGCGUACCAAGUGCUGAGCCAUGAGCAGAGCCGCCGCAGCUAUGACCACCAGCUCCGCUCGGCAGCUUCCCCAAAGUGUCCAGGAACCACAGCCCAUCCCAGGUCUGCUCAUCAGGCACACAGCAGCUCCUGGGCACCCCCCAAUGCAAAAUACUGGGCCCAGUUUCAUGAAGUGAGGCCUCAGGGACCAGAGUCAAGGCAGCAGCAGCACAAGCACAACCGGCGGGUGCUGGGGUACUGCCUCCUGAUCAUGCUGGCAGGCAUGGGCCUGCACUAUGUUGCCUUCAGGAAGCUGGAGCAGAUGCAUCGUAGCUUCAUGGAUGAAAAGGAUCGGAUCAUCACAGCCAUCUACAAUGACACUCGGGCCCGGGCCAGGGCCAAGAGAGCCAGGCUCCAGGAGGAGCAACGGCUGGGGCCGCAGCUGCAGCCACCACCCGGGCCUCCUCAAGGCCCCGGGAUCGUGCCCCCCGGCCCCAGCCCCUGAGCGGUUCACCUUGGAGAGCACACCUUGGAUGGGGCCUGCGGUGUGCUCCCUUCUGGGACACCCCACUCCCCAAAACGCGUGCAAUAAAGUGAUUCUCAGA